AUGGUACCCGGCGUCGGUGCUUCGUCAUCCGAAUCGAGGGUCGAGCUCAAUCUUGUCACUCCUACAAACCAUAUACCUCCUUGGUCCGAAAGACGACCCGAAACGAAUGUGAUUUACAAUUGCAACUACUGCAAGAGAGCGUUCUCUAGCUCUCAGGCCUUGGGGGGGCACCAAAAUGCACAUAAACAAGAACGCGCAUUAGCCAGAAGGGCUCGACGGAUAGGACCGAGUGAUUUUCUCCGUCCGAUCUCUACCUAUUACCCUUAUUCAAUCUUUUAUUCUAACCCUUUUCUUGGAUAUUUGAACCGAUCACCCUUUGGGGUUAGAACUGAAUCCAUGAUCCACAAACCACUGUAUUCACUGAUGCCAUACAGAUCGGGCGGAUAUCAUCUAGGUCAAGGUUACACUAGGCCAGCCAUGAUGAACCAUCCUCAGCUGAGUUUCAAUGGAAGAUUCAGCAUGAACAAUGGCGGAUUCACGGUCCCGGUGCCUUCGAGCUCUUCGGUAAUCAACGGAAUCGGUUCUGUUGCGAGCUUUACUAACAAUUCUCAAGUAAAUGUCGAAGUGAAUAGACCGGCAGCAGGAAGUGAUGAAAACAAGGAUAGUUCAGGAAUUGAUUUAACCCUUAAGCUUUAA
Molecule: messenger RNA, 636 nt
Organism: Hibiscus syriacus
Lineage: Eukaryota; Viridiplantae; Streptophyta; Magnoliopsida; Malvales; Malvaceae
Product: zinc finger protein 3-like
Exons: 1
Coding region: 1-636 (211 amino acids)
Biological process (GO): negative regulation of abscisic acid-activated signaling pathway
Source: RefSeq, a predicted model, not a curated record